AUUUCGAUGUCUAUGACUGAGUUGCACGUAUGUAGCUAGCUUACUUGACAAGUUAUAACAAUUUGCUAUUUUGUGACACAUUUGUUGAGCGUAAUUUCCCACGAUAGUUACGAUUUAUUUUUCACGGGCUCUAGUUGACAACAUGGACGUUUUACGCCCUCCUGUAAUUAAUAUAGAUGGAAGAAUAUACCGAAGGAACGUCAUUCAAGAAGAACAGUAUGAGGAGGAAGAGGGUUUUUCCUACAUGGGACCACAAGAGAGCGAGGAGUUCGAGGCAGAAGAAACCUGUGACAUUCACGUCAUUGAACAGACUGAGAGAGGAUUCCGUUGUGCCAUCGACGUGCCAACUGUCCUGUACAAAUACAUCAUCGGGAAAAAGGGAGAAACGCGUAAGCGCCUGGAGUCAGACACAAAGACGUCAAUUAACAUCCCCAAGCAAGGAGUGGAAGGACAGAUAGUUGUCACGGGACCGCACAAAACUGCCGUCUCGUCCGCCAUCACGAGAAUCGAGGUCCUCAUCGACAACUUCCGCAAGAAGCAGCCUUUCACACACUUCCUGUCGUUGCCUCUCAAUGACCCCAAAAUCCAAGAGGGAUUCCUGAAGUUUAAAGAUGGAGUCUUGGAGCAGUGUUCACAGGACCAAGGAUUAGAUGGAAGCAUCUUUCAGAACCCGGCAAAGCUUCACCUGACUGUCGGCACCCUCACGCUGUUGGAUGACUCGGAAGUGAGGAAAGCAAGUGAGCACCUCCAGGACUGUCAAAACCUUAUCAGGGACAUCACAGGAGGCCAGCCUCUGCCUUUACGGGUGACGGGCGUCGAGUAUAUGAACGACGACCCCGGAAUGGUUGAUGUCCUGUACGCCAAAGUCAACGUGAAAGACGGCUCUGAUAAGUUGCAAGUGAUCGCCGAUCGCCUGGUGGAGUAUUUUAUCUCGCAGGGGCAGAUGGCGAGAGAGUGGGACAGAGUCAAGCUGCAUGGCACUGUGAUGAACACCCGAUUCAGAAAAGACACUACGGUGAAAGAGGCGAGCGGGUCGGGAAGACAAGGCACGAACGAACGAGAGGCGUUUGAUGCCAGAAAGAUAUUAAAGAUAUUUGGAGCUUAUCAUUUCGGAGAGCUAGAUUUGAACACGGUGUCACUCUCGCAGCGAUACUCAGCCGACUGCACGGGCUACUACGCCUCUGCUGGAAGUAUCAGCUUCUCCUGAGAUCACACUGCCCUCAAAGACUCUUCCAAGCCUUGGAAUUCUUUAUACAAAUGUGAUACUUGGCUGCCGGCCGGCAGUGGCGCUCUGAGGGAUUCUGUCCAGUUGGGGGCAGCAAAGGCUUUUGUUUUCCCCUCUCAAAGACCCAAAGAGGGGUCCGCCACUGUAUGGGAACAUGGAAUUCUUAAGAAACUAAUAAAAAUCAUGCCUACAACAUAA
Molecule: messenger RNA, 1423 nt
Organism: Phyllopteryx taeniolatus (common seadragon)
Lineage: Eukaryota; Metazoa; Chordata; Actinopteri; Syngnathiformes; Syngnathidae
Gene: ascc1
Product: activating signal cointegrator 1 complex subunit 1
Exons: 9
Coding region: 143-1207 (354 amino acids)
Biological process (GO): regulation of DNA-templated transcription; DNA alkylation repair
Cellular component (GO): nucleus
Molecular function (GO): RNA binding
Source: RefSeq, a predicted model, not a curated record